This is a messenger RNA of Dissoconium aciculare CBS 342.82, 741 nucleotides long. RefSeq lists its product as uncharacterized. Lineage: Eukaryota; Fungi; Ascomycota; Dothideomycetes; Mycosphaerellales; Dissoconiaceae. The transcript is spliced from 4 exons. Bases 120 to 500 code for a protein of 126 amino acids. The record is from RefSeq and is a predicted model, not a curated record.
UCUUUGGAUCUCGGUUCCCAGUUCUUGAGCUCAUCAACCUAUUCUCGUCUACCAAACCAUCGUCAAAGUCGAAUAGUCACCUCUCCAAAAUUGGGAAAACAAUACAAGGGCAGGAGACAAUGGCUCAGCCGCAGGCAUACCAGCAGGUGGCCAUCACCACUCAGACCGGCAAAGGCGCCCUCGAACCAAUGAGCAUACUCCUGAACGACUCUUUCCGAGAUGAUCCCGCUAUGCGAUACGGUCUCGGCGCUCUCUCCGAAGCCGAACAAGAAGCCUACCGACAACAAUUCCUUCGCGUCCUCUUCAAAGCUGCGGCACUCAACGGCGGUUCGUUCCAUUUCGCCCGGGACGAUAAGUCCUGUGGCGGGAUCUGGGUGCCUCCGGGAAAGAAAGUUGACAAUCCGUUGACCGUUUUCCCUUCGGGUUUCCUUGGAGUCAUUCGAAAGUUGGGAUUGAAGGGAUCAAGUACACAAGCAGCUAAGAUUCCCUUCUUCCUGUGAUGCCGAAACAAAACGAAAUCACUCACUGACUCCUGGAAACCACCAGCGCAUCCUCCUUGACCUCCCCAGCCAAAGCAACGACCGCAAAAAGCACCACCUCUACCCGGUCUCCAAGCGCUACCACUACCUCUUCUUCCUGGGCACCGCGACAAGCGCGCAAGGCCAAGGACUCGGCGGCGCCAUCAUCAAGCGCGUACAAGACCGCAUCCUCGCCAGCUCACCCCACAAUCAGUCCCCCAAA